Linum tenue is the source of this 611-nucleotide messenger RNA. NCBI's taxonomy places the organism in Eukaryota, Viridiplantae, Streptophyta, Magnoliopsida, Malpighiales, Linaceae. The record is from the annotation of a GenBank genome assembly.
GUGGAGUGAGACAAAAAAGGCAAGAGGCAGAGAAAUUUUUGGAGGGAAAGGAUGGAUCCCCAUCCGUCGAUUCUUACACGUGGCGGGAGAUGAGGGACGGAGGGCAUCAAGAAGGGGUUUUGAUGUGGUGCGGACAUCAUCAUCGGAACGAUUGUGGGCUUGGCUUUUCUUCGGCGGUUGAGGAAAAGAUGGAUCAAUAUACAAAAUCGAUUGUGGGCUUGGCUUUUCUUCGUACGGGCCUUAUAAGUACCUUAACCAAACGAGAAGUAUAUGACCAACCGAACGUUCUCAAUCUGUAUCUCUCUGUAUCAUCAACGUCUGAACCAAUAACGAGACAAUAACCAUGGAAUCGGUAGUAUCGGACAAACAUUAGAAGUUUAGAACUCUACUCCAUCCGAAUCUCUCUCUACCAUUAUCAUCCUCUUUAAAUUUCCUAGGCCCAUUUUUGUUCCCUCCAUGAAAAUUGCCAUUUAUGAUAACAUGGGGUGGUUAGCAUUCAUUAUUCUUUUCACAUUUUUUGCAAGAUGGCAAAAUCACCAAAAAUGGAAGGCUGCUGGGAGGGAGAUGUAAGAUGGAUUUCUAUGCUCUUCCUUUCUUCAUCUGGAAACGAG